This is a messenger RNA of Talaromyces atroroseus, 630 nucleotides long. RefSeq lists its product as hypothetical. The record is from RefSeq and is a predicted model, not a curated record. NCBI's taxonomy places the organism in Eukaryota, Fungi, Ascomycota, Eurotiomycetes, Eurotiales, Trichocomaceae. The coding region runs from base 1 to 630 and encodes 209 amino acids. Gene Ontology annotation, molecular function: protein binding. The transcript has 2 exons.
AUGUGCCGCUUCUCGUUUUAUGAACUUCAAUUAAACUCGUGGGACAAAGCACCAAUUCCGCUCGCCCAGGUGAACUGCAAGGGUGAUAACCUCUUGGUCCUUGCUACACUAGCAGGCUGCAGGCCCAUUUGUGGGAAACUCAUACAGCGAAACGUCGACGUUAACAUGCAGAUUGGGCAAUAUGGGAGUGCCCUAGCAGCAGCAGCAGCAGGAGGCGGAGAAGAACACGUGAAAAUCAAGACCGGUAAUUAUGGCAGCGCCCUCGCAGCGGCAGCACAAAACGGAAACCUUGACACCGUCAAGUCCCUUAUUGAGCAGGGCGCAGAUGUGAACCUUCUACUCCAGACUGGACUGUACGGCAGCGCAUUAGCUGCUGCCGCCUACUGGGGUCAAAAGGAGGGUGCAAAGAGUCUAAUGAAUGCUGGCGCAAAGCUGAAUCUCAAGCUGGAAAAUGGGUUUCAUGUUUCCGCUCUGCAUGCUUCACAGGCGAAUAUCCCUUGGAAAAUUCGAAACAGCUUCAACGGGCAGGAAAAGAGGAAUGAAAAAGAACUGGAAAGGGACAAAUUGGAAGUGGAAGAGUUGCUUAGACAUGCUGGCGCGGUGGAUGAGGAGGAGUGCUACCUAGUUUAG